UAACUGUUGGAAAAUCAUUAAGAAGAAAUGCAAUAUUUCUUGACCAUUGUCGACAUGAAAAUGCAUUCGUUUCAUCAUUUGAAUUAAAACAUGAUUAUCCUUAUACAGAAAAAGACUUAAAUAAUCUGGUAAAAUUAUCUGCUAUUUUUUUACUUGAUUUUUUUAAUAAUUUGUGGAAAAAUCCUAAUAAAACUGAAAUAAAAAAAGAAGGAAUAAAAACUAAAAAAGAUUUUUGUUAUUUUCCGGGAUCUUAUUGUCUUUAUUGUUUUGAAUUUCUUAAUAAUUCAAUUGAGGAGUUGUCACGUUUAUACAAUGAAAGAUUACGAAUGAAUGAGGAUAUUGAUACUUGGGUAGGUUCAGAAACUCAACCUGAGUCUGAUGCAUCAGAGGAUGUUGAACCCGUAAAAGAAUGUGUUGAGAUUGAUGAAAG
Molecule: messenger RNA, 430 nt
Organism: Dentiscutata erythropus
Lineage: Eukaryota; Fungi; Glomeromycota; Glomeromycetes; Diversisporales; Gigasporaceae
Source: the annotation of a GenBank genome assembly